This is a messenger RNA of Hypanus sabinus (Atlantic stingray), 2622 nucleotides long. RefSeq names its product dual specificity protein phosphatase 8-like. The record is from RefSeq and is a predicted model, not a curated record. Gene Ontology annotation, cellular component: cytoplasm. The coding region runs from base 124 to 1800 and encodes 558 amino acids. Gene Ontology annotation, molecular function: protein tyrosine/threonine phosphatase activity; MAP kinase tyrosine/serine/threonine phosphatase activity. Lineage: Eukaryota; Metazoa; Chordata; Chondrichthyes; Myliobatiformes; Dasyatidae. Gene Ontology annotation, biological process: negative regulation of MAPK cascade; protein dephosphorylation. The transcript is spliced from 7 exons.
GGGAGCAUCCUUCAUACACAGAACAACAUUCACUCCAACAGCACCAACACCGCACAUCAAAGCCACUGCUGCGGCCAAGAUAUUUAUCUGACCAGCAAUCCGAACGCAGAGCAAAAGGAUCCAAUGGCAGGAGACAAGCAGCCAGUGAAGGCCAUCAAAGCUGAUGAGCUGGCGGCCUUGCUGGAGGGCAAGAUGGAGAAGGUGCUGGUCAUCGACUGUCGUCCUGUAGCCGACUACAGCAUCCUACACGUGCUCAAUGCUGUCAAUAUCUGCAUGUCAAUGAUGGCAGAGGGCAGAGAGUGGCUCAUCGACCUUUUGCAGCCUCACUCACUGAUGGAGGGACAGGAACUGGUGCUGUAUGACCAAGAAGCAGAAGGUGCCCAGACUCCAGUGUCCAUUGGCAACAUCACCACCCUUCUCAGAGAAGUGGAGGACCACUUCAGCAAUGUAUAUUUCCUAAAAGGAGGCUUUGUGGAAUUUUCCUCAUGCUUCCCAAGCUUAUGUGAGGGGAGGUGUCCUGGCUUCCUCAGUUCAAGCCUCUCGCAGCCUUGCCUGUCCACGUGCGACGUGGGACCCACUCAGAUCCUCCCGUGUUUCUACCUGGGCUCACAGAGUGACGUCCUUAACAAGGAUUUAAUGGUUCAGAACAGGAUCACUCACAUCCUGAACGUGAGCAGCAAUUGCCCGAAGCCAGCCUUCAUCCCUGACAGCCACUUCCUGAGGAUCCCUGUCAAUGACAGCUACUGUGACAGCCUCCUCCCCUGGCUCAACAAGUCUGUGGAGUUCAUAGACACAGUGCGCUCCAUGCAGUGCCGAGUCUUGGUUCACUGCCUGGCUGGGAUCUCAAGGUCUGCAGCGAUCGCAAUCGCUUAUGUCAUGAGGACAAUGGACCUCUCCCUGGAUGAUGCCUACAGGUAUGUGAAGGACCGAAGGCCCACCAUCUCUCCAAACUUCAACUUCUUGGGGCAGCUGGUGGAGUAUGAGAAAACCAUCCAAGUUCAAGGUUCUGCCUACGUGGAUAAUGGUGUCCUCCUUCCUGGCGAUGCCUUGGGAAACAUUGGAACCCCUAAGCCUGACACCAGCGAGGAGCCAACUGAUGAAAGUCCAAUGUUUGCCUCUCAGCUUUCCACCCAAAACGUUGCAGACCAAUGCACAGCUCACCCAGACAAUGACACAAGCAACCAUUCCGAGAAAUCUGGGGAGGGCACCCCCAAGAUGGCGGCUUUGCACCUAGGGCUUACCAACCUCCGACUCUCACCAGAGCGCGCAGCACAAGCAACCUGCAUGAAGCGGUCCUUCUCGUUGGAUGUGAAGUCUGCCUACCCUCCAAGCCCACCUGUCAGCUGCUUCCAGACCCCAGAGAGAGGCACCGUCCCGAAACUGCUCGGUCUAGGGAGCAAGCUGGCAGCCGGCGCCUUCAACCCCUUCACCCUGCUGUUCGGGAAUGUCAGGAAAGCCCGCGGAAAAGAAGUCACGCGGACGCUCAAGCCUCAGCAGAAAUGUGGCAGUCUCCAAGCACCUCCUCUGCCCACCAGCCUUGACCAAGGACUGACUCAGCCAUCUUGCCUGGUACACAAGAAAGAUGGUGGUUCAGAUACUUCCAGAAGGCGACUGCCUCUGACCUUGCCCAUUCCCAAGCAGGCAAGCUCAUCCCUUCUCAACUGCAGCUCAUGCCUAAUUACUGUGCACGCAAAGAGGACAGAGUUAUCGUUGUUCGAUCACCCUUACAGCGAUCCCAUUAAAUCUGGCCACGUCACGGGGAAUGCAGCCCUCUACACUGAAAACAUGGUGAAAUCAUAAUGCCACCUAACAAAUGGACAAAUUCAACUCAUACUGAAAUCCAUCCAAACUGGGUGUGCUCCUCUUAAGAGGAAGAUCAAAGAGGUCAAAGAGCUGUCGUCUGACCUUUCACCUGCCUCACUUUGUUGACUUUGCUGUUGGUUACGGGCUCCCCAGACCACACUGAGUUGACUUUCAGUCAAAUCCCACUGGAAGCAACGUUAUGCUGGAGCACAGUUACAUGAAGAAGAUGGUGUGCACCUCCAUAACAUGCAGGAACUCGGUGAACAUGCCUGAAGGCUGGAGAUCCUCAUUUCUUUUGUUGGUCAAAUUUAAAACUUGAAAUUUGAGAAUUUUUGGAAUUAGGAUCAAAAAUUCUUGGGGGAAAAAUGGGCUCAAAGUUCUUUUGAAAAAGAGCUUAAGGCUAAAACUAUUUCCGGGUAUAUGCUGAUACAGAAUCGCAGUAAUCCAAUUCUAUUCAGGCCUCCAAUGUUGGUGGCCAUUAAUAGUGAAGGUUUCUGGACUUUAGUUAUACUGCAUGAAAGGCAGCAAUGCCCGCACUGCUGAGGUGACUGGAUGUUAUUUUUGGAACUAAAAUGGACAGCAGUGGAUCACUGAAAUAGAUAGAAACUUUGAGUUUUCGACAAUACUCUGUGUGUGUAUUGAGUGGAAUUAUGUAUUGCACAGUGAAGCACGAUUUGCACUGCACUCUCUCUGGAAGCUAAAUGAAGAGACUGAUAUGCUACUUUGUACAUGUUUUUGAAGGGGUGAAUGGCCCCUGUAGGAUUCUUUUGUCUUUAUACAGGGGAAGUGGGUGGGUGGAGGGCUGUGUAUCGAGAGGAA